Messenger RNA from Symbiodinium natans, 636 nucleotides. The record is from the annotation of a GenBank genome assembly. NCBI's taxonomy places the organism in Eukaryota, Dinophyceae, Suessiales, Symbiodiniaceae.
AUGCGCCUGGUGGUCGCGGCCAGCCUCUUCAGCUUUCUGGCUCAUGCAGCUCUCGGGGUCACCUGCCCCAGCGACGCAUUGGCCGAGUCCUCGUUUGUGGGAACAAACUUCUGCGCUGACGGUGCGCCGGCGGCCGUCGGCCCAGGCAUGCUUUCGAGCUCCAGCUACGAUGUGGCUGCCUUCUACUUCGGGGCCCAGUACUGCGGCAUCUGCAAGCAGAAGUUGGCCAUGAUGUACGACGCCUGGGAGCGCUUGCCCGCGGAGUCGAAGGCGCGCACCCUUGUCGCCGGCUUCGGGAAGCAAGAGUACUCAGCGCACAAUCCGCUGUUUUGCAAGGGGACGCUCUCCUCGGCUGAAGCGGAUGCACUCUGGUCAGCUUGGGGAAUCCAGCAAAGAGAUAUGGUUAUCUUGGUUCGGACGGAUUCCGAGACGUGGAGGUCCUACUGCAAGUUCAGCAUGAACUUGUAUGACGAGGACUUCGAAAGGGUUCUCCACCACGUGCUGGCGCAAGGUGCCAACGCGUUUGCCAUCGGCCUGGGCACCGGAGGAGCUAUCAGCUCCAGCCGUGGGAUGAUGGGCCCAGUAGCGGUCGGGUGCCUGGUGGCUGCCGUCGCUACAAGCACGGUCUUCUCUUGA